UAGAUGAAAGUGAAGUCAGGAGCCUUACGUUGAACCGCCAGUUAGAAUGUCUGCAGUACCGAGGCUAAGCUGGAUAUUGUGCUGCUUGGCCAUUGUGUGUGGACCACAGCGCACUACGCAGCACUCACUGCCCACGGAUCCCACGUACAAUGCUGGCGUGGUCGAGUUCAUACCGGGUCAGGGCAAAGGUAGGUCCAAAGUGAAUGAAGCUUUGCCACGUAUGAAAGCCAUUAUUGAAUCGGAGGCUACAAGCAAUUUAGAUAUACUCAUCUUUCCCGAGUUCGUGCUGAAUGAAUACACCUUCCGCACAUAUGUGCCGGAUCCCGCUUUGCGAAUUUCACCUUGUGAGGUGCCGAACUACGAUUGGUUUCUCACCGAAUUGUCCUGCGCUGCGCGUUCGCGUCAACUUUAUGUUGUUGUAAACUUAAUGGAGAAGGUAUUUUGUGCAAACGACACAACAAUUGUGGGCCGCUGUGAUGCGAGUGGUCUGAAUACGUACAAUACGAAUGUGGUGUUCGAUCGACAGGGUCAUGUAAUAUCGCGUUAUCGCAAAUCACAUCUCUAUCGCUAUGAGUGGUAUAAUGUAAAUGUGUUGCCGAAACCGGAGCUCGCCACCUUCACAACCGACUUUGGCGUGACUUUCGGCCAUUUUAUAUGCUUCGAUAUGCUCUACUGGGAACCGGCUAAGGUGCUAUUGCAUGAACGUGGUAUUACCGACAUAAUCUAUCCAACCUAUUGGUUCAGCGAGCUGCCUUUCCUCACCGCCGUGCAGCUGCAAGAAGGUUGGGCUUUCGCCAACGAUGUUAACUUGCUGGCUGCGGACGCUAGCAAACCGAGCGGUCAAAAUGGCGGUUCUGGCAUUUAUGCUGGACAACUGGGUCGUCUCAAUGCUACAAUUACCGAAGUGCCCACAACACAAUUGCUCACUGCUGCAGUGCCAAAGCGCGCCUUUCGUCAAAGCUAUCAACCACCACCGGUAAUACAACCUGCAUUUGUGCCGCAAGUCGUUACACCACGUCUCACCGAAUUCGAUCUCUUACGUGACUACAAUAUCGAUAUCGCCACAACACGUCUUUUGCCAGCAAACUUUACGUACGUCAACGAAACCGUAUGCUAUGACAGUAACUUCUGUUGUCAUUUCCAGGCUGCACGUACACCUGUCGCCAACUCAGCUGGUUACGUGUCGUACCGUUAUCGUCUUGCUGCAUUCAGCGGCCAACAUGCCACACAUCAACGCGUUGACCCGGCUGAAUUGCAGUUUUGUGCUGUGUUUGCCUGCACGAAUGAGGCGCUCUACACUUGUGGCUUGAUCUUUCCGGCAGAGAUCACAGUUGGUAAUCAAUAUUAUUUCAGCGCUUUAAAUGUGAGUGCCUCCUUCCCCCAACGGCCACGUCGGCUUAUCAUGCCGACUACUGUGGAUGGCAGCCUAAUGCCGUUGCCUGUGCAUACGUAUGAUUGGCAGUCGAGCGAGAGCAAUGUUACCACUACGGUCUCCUUGAGUCUGUCUUAUCCGAAACACGAUAUACUCACCUUUGGUCUCUGGUGCAAUUACUAUACGGACAUGGUGAGCUCGCACAAUUUCGAUCCGUUGCUGCCUCCCGCAGAAGGCAUGAACUCAGGUGCUUCGAAACUGGCAAGCGCGUGGAUUUUAAUUACCUCUCUGUUGUUAACAGCCUUGAGACAGCUCUAGCUUAAAGUAUUUUAAAUAAAAUAUUAUUUUAUUAUAGUUAAAAAGAUUUUAAGACUUUUAGUUCGGCUGUUAUAUGCAUGCAAAUAAGCCCAGCCCACUUUAUGAUAAAAUAAAUAUGCUCGCAUUGCGAUAAAGAGAUUAUCAUGCGUAUAUAUCGCGCGCGGUUCAUAAUAUCUUUUAUUAUCUGAAAAUAUUUACUCACUGAUUCGAUUCAGAAAUUUAUUAUCAGACAAAUUAAAUAUUCGCAAGAAAUAAA
This is a messenger RNA of Ceratitis capitata (Mediterranean fruit fly), 1946 nucleotides long. RefSeq names its product vanin-like protein 2. The record is from RefSeq and is a predicted model, not a curated record. The transcript has 3 exons. NCBI's taxonomy places the organism in Eukaryota, Metazoa, Arthropoda, Insecta, Diptera, Tephritidae. Bases 47 to 1690 code for a protein of 547 amino acids.